AGCCGGGGUAGAGUGAACGCAGUGGCUGUUUCGAAGUUUCCGCGUGUUGGUAGUGUUAAUGCGUGAGUGUUGUCAUUUAUUAUCGGGAAUAUGAUGUUCUAAUGAUGUAGGAUGUACGUGCCAGCGGCCGCGGCGCUUCUUCUUGCCGCACUUUCUGCUUUACCCUGCCGAGGUACUGAUGCCGAUCCUUCAACAUCUACACAAACCAACACUCAACCAACUAUUAACAAAUUCUAUCAAAUGCUUCAUAAGCCUGUCUUAAAUGAAACAGAUAACACUUCAAAUAACCCUUCAUCAAAACCAUUAUUUACACUACCUAAUCUAAAGUCCACAACUUCUGCAACCUUGCAAGAAAUUCUCCACAAAUGUACAAUCGAUGAAAGUAUUUCAAAUGCCAAAAGUUUAAGUGGUGCUAUAGAGUUAAAUAAGAAUAGCAAAAAUCGAAAAAGACGGAUAGCUACUAAGCAAGGAUAUGAAAUUGUUAAUAUAUUUGAAGAUAAUGAAAGCAAAACUACUCCAUCACCAGUGGUGUUAGAAAGACGGAAAAAACCAGCGGAGACGGGGUCAAGUGCACCUUUGCUGAAUUAUAUAUUUGAUACUUAUUCAAAUACUCAUCAGCAUAGAAACGACCGGGCGGGUCACGGAAAUAGCAUAUAUGUUGCAGCUGCACCUGAAAUCGAGGCCUUAGUUGGUUCAACCGCCUACAUGGACUGUAAAGUUGACGCCUUACACGAUAAAUUGGUGUCGUGGGUUCGAAGAAAAAGCGAUGAAGCACCUAUGGAUUUACUGACAACGGGGACACAGCCCUACACUGCUGAUGAAAGAUACUCGGCAAGAUUCAUACCUCCUGAUAUUUGGCGGCUGGAGAUCAAAUCAGUGAAGCCAACAGACGCGGCCUUUUACGACUGUCAGUUGUCUGCCCACCCACCUAGAACUGCUAGAGUUACGUUGAGAGUGCCUGAAGUGUCAAUUAGAAUAGUGGAUGGAGCUGGUGCAGUGGUAACCGAACAGGUGUGUGAGGUUGGCAGCACUGUCGCGUUGAGGUGUGAAGUGAGAGGACUAAAAAUGGAAGGUGGGCCCUCGCUUUUGUGGCAUCGGAGGGAGUUCCUACUGAACGAUGACACUACACGCGGUGGUAUAAGCGUGCGCACGGAGUUUGGCGCAAAUGGCGCCAAUUCUGUCCUUCGUGUGGCUCGAGUCCGUGGUGACGAUGCCGGCGCUUACUCUUGUAGCGUGGCCCGGGCGCCCUCACCAGAACCACAGCCUGCCCAUGUCAUACUACAUGUUAUAAAAGGUGAAAGCCUGGCGGAACUUCAUCAGGGCAGCAAGAUGGUCGAUUUGGACACAACACUUGUCACUCUAACAAUUGUCAUUGUAUUACUAAGACUUUACAUCGUAUAA
Molecule: messenger RNA, 1401 nt
Organism: Leptidea sinapis
Lineage: Eukaryota; Metazoa; Arthropoda; Insecta; Lepidoptera; Pieridae
Exons: 9
Coding region: 112-1401 (429 amino acids)
Biological process (GO): synapse organization
Cellular component (GO): neuron projection membrane
Source: RefSeq, a predicted model, not a curated record